Messenger RNA from Notolabrus celidotus (New Zealand spotty), 3408 nucleotides. It is a transcript of the gene kbtbd8, whose product is annotated as kelch repeat and BTB (POZ) domain containing 8. The record is from RefSeq and is a predicted model, not a curated record. NCBI's taxonomy places the organism in Eukaryota, Metazoa, Chordata, Actinopteri, Labriformes, Labridae. Gene Ontology annotation, molecular function: protein binding. The transcript is spliced from 5 exons. Bases 611 to 2197 code for a protein of 528 amino acids.
CAUCGUUAUACCACAACAGAUACAUAGAGCAGUGUUCUACCUCAAAAUAGGAGCAUUGAAACGGGAAGAAUUUGAGUCUUUAUCGUCCUUAAUAUCUCGCAAUGUUGUGUCAAAGAAAGCUUGCUAACAUUAGCUGAAUGCUAAAAGUUAAGCUUGCAUGUUCACUAGCCUGUGUAACCGCGAGCAACGCUGUUAAUUACAAGAACCACAUUUCCUAAAUAACAAAAAAACCCCACUGCUUCUAUCAUCAUUUGUAUUCUUUCGCUUGUCUUGUUAGACAUUCACAUAGUCACUACAUCCACUGGGCAGUGUUGUUCGAUGUUAGCAAGCUAGCUCCCACCUGGCCAGAGUGGAUUCAAUCCACUCAUCGCAAGCCUUUGUCCUGUCAACAACACGAGAGGUAGGGAAGCUGUUACAAGUACAAAAUGGGACGCCUCCAACCACCAACUAUAAUGGGGUAGAUGCUGUUCAUGCCUGCAACAUCCUUCAGCAGCUCAAAGCCUUGUACGAUGAAGCACAGCUCACAGACAUCGUUGUAGAAGUGGACCAUGGCAAGACUUUCUCGUGUCAUCGAAAUGUUCUUGCAGCAAUCAGCCCCUAUUUUAGGUCCAUGUUCACCAGCGGCCUUACAGAGAGCAGCCAGCGUGAAGUCAGAAUCGUAGGGGUGGAAUCUGAAUCCAUGCACCUGGUCCUGGACUAUGCCUACACAUCCAGGGUCAUGCUCUCUGAGUCCAACGUCCAGGCUCUGUUCACUGCAGCCAGCAUUUUCCAGAUUCCUGCACUGCAAGACCAGUGUGCCCAGUUCAUGAUCAGCAGACUAGACCCCCAGAACUGUAUUGGGGUCUACAUGUUUGCUGAUGCCUAUGGGCACCAGGAGCUGAGGGAACGCUCACAGGACUACAUUCGCAAGAAGUUUGUGUGUGUGUCGUGGGAGCAAGAGUUCCUCCAGAUGACCAAGGAGCAGCUUGUUAGCAUUUUGAACAAUGAUGACCUCAACGUGGAGAAGGAAGAACACGUCUACGAAAGCAUUGUGCGCUGGCUUGAGCAUGAUCUGCCUGGCCGUGAGGCCCAUUUAGCUGAGGUUUUUUCCCAAUGCAUCCGUCUGCCCUUGCUGGAUGAGGCCUUCCUAACUCGGAUACCUGCCCCCUUUGCUUGUGCCCUGUCUCUGUCUAAGGACCCUGCUGAGGCUAAAGCUCGCCUCACUGGCACCAAUGGUUGCCCACAGCGCCUGGGUAUGACAGCCUCUGAGAUGGUUAUCUGCUUUGACGCUGCUCACAAACACUCAGGGAAGAAGCAGACGGUGCCUUGCCUGGACACAGCCACAGGGCGGGUGUUCAAGCUCUGCAAACCACCCAAUGAUCUCCGGGAGGUCGGUAUCUUAGUGUCCUCAGAGAACGACAUCUACAUUGCUGGAGGUUACAGACCGAGCAACAGUGAGGUGUCCAUAGACCACCGGGCAGAGAGUGACUUCUGGCAGUAUGAGCAUGCAGGCAAUCGAUGGCUUCCACGUGCACCUCUGCUGAGAGCAAGGAUAGGCUGCAGGCUGGUGCACUGCUGUGGGAAGCUUUAUGCAUUGGGUGGGAGAGUUUAUGAGGGUGACGGGAGAAAUGCAUUAAAAUCAGUAGAAUGCUAUGAUGCCAGGGACAACUGUUGGACAGCAGUCAGUCCUAUGCCAGUAGCCAUGGAGUUUCACAGUGCUGUGGAGUACAAGGACCGCAUCUAUGUUCUCCAAGGUGAGUAUUUCUUUUGCUUCGAUCCUCGCAAAGACUACUGGAGUCAUCUUGCCCCAAUGAACGUCCCUCGGAGUCAGGGUCUGGCUGCCUUGCAUAAGAACUGCAUCUACUACAUUGCUGGAAUCUGCAGGAACCACCAGCGCACCUUCACUCUGGAGGUAUACGACAUCGAGAAGAACACAUGGAGCCGCAAGAGGGAUCUGCCUUUCGACCAAGCCACGAGCCCGUAUAUCAAGGCCAUGCUGCUGCAGGGCAAACUACACCUGUUUGUACGAGCCACACAGGUCAUGGUGGAGGAGCACGUGUUUCGCACCAGCCGCAAGAACUCCCUUUACCAGUACGACGACGAGGCAGACGUAUGGACCAAAGUCUAUGAGACACCAGAUCGCCUCUGGGAUUUGGGUCGCCAUUUUGAAUGUGUGGUGGCCAAACUUUACCCACAGUGUCUACAGAAAGUGCUUUGAAGUGGCUGGUUUUGUGAACCCAAUCAUUGAGGCAGAGGGAGUGGAGCGGUCCUGUCUGCCCUGUGCCUGGUGUAACCUUUGGGUUUGCACCACAAGGACCAUUUUUGGUUAAGUCUUAAGUCGUUCAAACUUUUGUUUAACAUGAUCAAAAUGGGGGUGCUUUUAAAAUAUUGCAGUAUUUUUUUUCAGACAGCACCAGCUACCCACACUGAUGCUUGUUUAACAAAACCGUAAAAUGAAUCAUAAGUGCAAUUAUCUUAUUUUUGCUUACUGUUGAGCCAUGUUGUUUUUUUGUUUGUUUGUUUUUGAUAGUUAUAUAGGUAGGGAUUUUUACUAAUGAUAAGCAUGCGAAUGAGGGUAUUGGCAAGAUAAAAGUGCCCUCUGGAGAUAUGGAUGCUACGUGUCAGCAUAAAGUGAAAAUCUAUAUAAAUAUAUAUAAAUAACUAUAUAAACUAUAUAUUCAUACGGGUAAGAUGAGUACCUUAGCUCAUUAGUAGGUUGCUGGCUCUGAGGUUUGUGUGUGGUUUUUUUUUUUUCCUAUUAUGUGCUAAAGUCCCUCUUCAGCUUAUUUUAUAGACAAGUUUUAAUUUGAAGUGUGCUUGUGAUUUACAUUACCUUAGUGUUUUUGAAGCUUGAAGCUUGUAUGAUAUUUCUCUCUUCCUUUACAUGUGUCAGUGUGUCAAACAAUACACUUUGUGUGGCUUUGCAAGCUGUUUUUUAAGUUUUGUUUGAGAUUUCAGUUGCAUGGGGGGCUCGUACCUCCCACUUUUUCAGUUUGCAUCCGUUUUGUGUCUCAUGUGAAGACAACUUAAGUGAAAUGUUAAGAGUACUCUCUCCACAUUGGAGAAAUAUGGACGGAGUCAAAUUUGUUGCAACACUAAGUGGAAAGUUCAGACCAACUAACAGGCUUACCUCAGAAACUUCAGAGAUAUUCGAUUAGGAGUAAAGGGACAUUUCAGGCCAUCGUGUUCAUAAAGCAACUUUGUGAUAAGCUCAGUUCAGCAUUGAGCUCUGUUGAAGUUGUUUUUUGUGUUGGAUCAUAAUUGUUUGCAAAUGGUUAAAAGAGCCUUCCUCUUUAAUGCCAAAUAAGCAUUUGAGGUUUUGUUAAGGUUGAUCUGGACAUUGAAAAUAAUUUUGUGGUAGCAAUAAGUCAUGGAACUGUGAUUAGGCUAUGUUAUGUUAUAAUACCUUAGUAAAAGUGCAUUAAUGGA